Molecule: messenger RNA, 4515 nt
Organism: Bipolaris sorokiniana ND90Pr
Lineage: Eukaryota; Fungi; Ascomycota; Dothideomycetes; Pleosporales; Pleosporaceae
Exons: 5
Coding region: 1-4227 (1408 amino acids)
Biological process (GO): transmembrane transport
Source: RefSeq, a predicted model, not a curated record
AUGCCAAAGUCAGGACAAGUCGUCUAUUUCCACGCUCAAGGUACUGGUCAAACAGCGGCAUUAGCACUAGGCAUGUCAAAACGCAGUCACGUGCUGUUCUCCAGGGUAGCCAUGCGCCGGCGUGUUUGUAAGAGCACACGCACAGGCAUUGAAGCCGAAACACAGACUGAGAGCACCGAGCAGCAGAUGAACCGACGUGGUUGGGUUUUGGGCAAAAGCAUGCCGUCAAGCACAGCAUGCAGUUGGCAGUGGCCGGCCUUGAAACGAGCGAUCGCCCAAGACGCGCUAAAUUUAGUUGAACGGCUGCGCCACGGUUCCGACAAGGAUGGGCAGCGUGAGAUGGGCAUGUUGGCGUUUGUGAGUAAGCCGUCUCAACAGCUGUUCGACGAGGAGCAAGACGAGUACGUAUCUACACGAGCCGGAUGGAGAUACGAGGACGCUGACGAAUGCCAUCCUCGCCCGCUCCCCUGCUUGCUUUCACCAUCACCACCGCCACCAAUUCCUCACCCACCAGCCCUGCCUCUCCGACCUUCUCCUCGCUCUCGACCCGCGCCUCUCCACGCCUGCACCCUCGACCGCGCCCUUCACGUUCAGCGCAUACAAUCGCAUCACCGACACCAACCGUCCGCCCUCCUGCCCACUCCCUUGUCCGCGUCGGCCCUGGGGAUCAGACGGCUAGGCGAACAUGAAGAGGGGGACGUCAUGAUGCACGUUAGCACACUGCGCAAUGGCGCACUACGGCGACAAGACACCACCCACCUCGACGUGCCUGCUAUACAGCCCACACACACGCCACCCCGGUCCAGACGGAGAUACAGACGGUCCCUCCUGCCCGCCAUCACCACCUUGUCGCCCCUUGUCCUCGUCCUCGUCCUCUCCUCCUUCCUGCCCCUCGCCAGCGCCGUAUUUGUAAACUUCCGAGACUGUUUGACACGCAUCUACCUCGCCGACGGCAAGCAGACGCCAUAUCUUCGCUUCACUCCCGAGUACGUCUGGGCAGACUUCAGCCCCGAAUACCGAUUGAACUUUACCGUCUACGGAAAUGUCUCUGGCCAAACCCAGGUUGGCGAGUACCCACCGCUGGACGACGAUAACUGGAAGGACCCGAACAAGACGUUUGGCAAACUUGUCGACCUGAACGAAAAUCAAAAACACUACACCACCCUCUUCUGGAACAACAAGGUCGUCUCUUACUCCGCUUACAGCGCACCCCCUGUCCGCUUCUGCCAAUCCGUUCUCAACACUAGCUGUCCUAUUGCGCCUGCUUUUAAUGCAAACGCCAGCCAGUAUUGGACUUUGCCAGCCAUCACCGUUGCACGCGAUUUCAGCAGUUCGUAUGCAUUCUCAACAUGGGCCUCAACAAUGCGCAUUGUCUCUGGAAACGACAACGCCACUCCGCUUGGCUGCAUAUCUGCCAACAUCACCCCGGACCUUGGGAAGAAGCUGGCAGACUCCCUUUGCUACUUCCCCGCCGCCAUACUUGCCCUCGUUGGUAUCGCCACCGUCUUUGCCGCCACAUGCAGCCCUUGGGGAACCUCAAAUGUCUUCCGCUCCACGAGCAACUACGGUCGAGACGAAGAUCUCUUGCGCUUAGUCACACCAGGUUUUGGGGAUUGUCUGCAGUACAUCCAGUUCAUCGUCCUUGCAGGCAGUCUUAGCCUCAACUACCCAGGCUUCUUCCAGCCAGCCGUCAGCCAGGCCAGUUGGUCGCUUCUUCUUUUCAACCAAAGCUUUGUCAGCGAGGGCAGCGGCUCCCAGAGUCUUAUCGAUGGCAUAUAUUUCGUCAACGGCACCUACGGUCUCACUCGUCUCGGCCAGUAUGUGGGAAUGACAAAAGACGAAGACUUGUGGGCGUGCAUGGCCAUCUUCCUCCUUGUCUUGAUUGCCUGUGUAGUCUCGCUCACUCAACUAGGAUUCUUCGUCCGCUGGCUUGUGCGCUGGCUUACAAACACUCAGGACGGUGAUCUGACUGGAAAGAACUGGGCGUUUACUGCCGGCAACAUUGUGCGCGUCAUUUUCAACUACUUUUUGCUUCCCAUCAUAGCGUUGUCGCUAUUCCAACUCGUCGUAGCACCGCGCUCGUCGACAUCUGUUGUGGUUACCGCCGUCAUCAUGCUCCUCCUUGUCGCUGGUGUGGUUACAUGGAUCUUCUGGUUUAUCUUUACCACGCGCCCCCGAGCCCACCUGUUCGAUGAUCUUCCCACCGUCUUGACAUAUGGACCUCUUUACAACACCUACUCGGACGAUGCGGCACCAUUCGCCUUUAUUCCCGUGUUGCUGACGAUUGUACGUGGCAUUGCCAUUGGUGCUAUCCAACCCUCGGGCAUCGCCCAAAUCAUCGUCCUUGCGAUAUGUGAAGUUAUACUGAUCUUGACUCUGCACGCCUUCCGGCCAUUUCAAUCCAACACAUCGAUGAACGCUUAUCACACUUUCUUUUCAAUAAUUCGGCUUGUUUGUGUCUUGCUUUCGGUAGCAUUCGUACCCUCUCUCGAUGUCGACGAGGCACCCAAAGGCUGGAUCGGAUACAUCAUCCUGCUCCUCCAUGCUAUUGUUUUGAUAUUCGGCUUCUUCCUAAAUGCUCUUCAGACCAUCAUCGAAGUGUCGGCAAGACUUGCCGGCGUAGGUGGGGACCAAAGAGGUGGUCUUACUGCAGUCUUUGGAAAGCGGCAACUAUCCAAGCGCAAUCUUCAUCGACAUGCCCGCAGCAGUCUCAACUCGAAUGCUGUCAUGCUUGCCCAUGACGAGAACAAGAACAUCCAGCUCAUGGGCAGUCGAUCCCGGAGCAUGUCUGCCAGUUCGGCUGUUCUUCUGAACCAGCCAUACGACCGAGAUAGCCAACGCGCGAGCGUAGGCUUUGACGGAUUCAGCCAGGGCGACUUUGGAAACGCCAGUCCGUUCCCCGGACAGAACGCCGUACCUUUCAACUUUCUGGGUAGUGGGUCGGGCCAAAGCUCCAGGCGACCUACCAUGGGUGCAAUGGAUGCCGCCGAUCCAUACUACCGCCCUCCGCGACCCAGAAAACAUACUAUGGACUCGAUAACAGCGAGCGCACCUGGGAAAGCUCCUGCCCGAAGCGCCGACAUUGCUGAUGCUCCAUACUCGGACCAAUUUGAUGCGGACACUACUAUGCCUUUCGAGGGUCCUGCACGUAGUUCCGGCACUCCAGCUCCGGCAUAUCUUCGACUAAACCGGGACGACUCUGAUUCGAACCUGGACAGAAGGAAUAUUACCACGGACUAUUCCGUACGAGAGUCGGACUUUUACUAUGGUCUUCGUGGUCCUGCUUUGUCCUCACAACCAACGCGCAAGUUGAAGACUGGACCAGCGGAUCCUAUGGGCCCUGUUUCAUCAGCUACAGGUUGGUUCAAGAGCUUGAAUCUUCUUGGUGGGCGUAAGAAAGAGAAGAGCAAGGGUUUCGAGGUCGUCAGGAGCACGCGGAUUCCGCCACAGAUGAUGACUGUUGAAGAAGACACAACCUCGCCCGAAAUCGCACAAGAGCCCUACCGGGACAGUCCGGAAUCGCCCCCUCAGCCGAAGAAUGCACCCGGAAGUUCUGGUGUAGCAUCAGCCGCAGUCUUGAGCGGCAACAGACGCGACUCUUCAGACAGUGAAUCGGAUAGCAGCGACGACGAUCGAUUCGACCCGAUGCAUCGUGUCUCACCCACAGCACCGGCUUUGGGCCCCAUUGAGAGUUUUGGCGGAAUCGAGCUUCCCAGUAGAAUUGGGUCACGAUCUUCCCGUAUUACACAACCACCAGGGCCUCCAAGCCGUACGCCUACAAUACCGCGCAAGAAUUCGCGGCGCGUGGCGUCAACCGACUCUAAGCUACUCCAAGACCAAUUGCCAACGGCAAUGGAUGCUUCAAACUCAGCCAGUUCGAGAUAUCAGCAUUCGCAGCAGAGCCAUCUCUUAAUGCCAAGUGAAUCUGGUGGAUUACCUAUCCGUCUUCCUUUCGGGUCCAACGAUCCAUCACCUGAACGGACUCCUGGACCCUCUGCUGCAUCGAGCAUAUAUCGUCACGACGGCGCCAGCGACUUAAAUGCGCCAGGAGCGAUUGGCACGGGUGAGCGGCCUCUAAGCACUGGCUACGUUCAACAUCACAUGAUGAAAGACAGUGUUCAGACCGACGGCUAUGAUGCUGGAAGCCAUCUUGAAGCUUCGGCAGAAAUUGUGGACCGCAGUCGCAGCGGUAGCACGCAACACAGCAGGCGCAGUCACAACAUGUGACGGCCGCUUCUUUAAGACAUUCCUUACUUGCACUUGUGGCAUCAAUUCUGACCUACUUGUAAUACAUGUCAACGCAGACCGUGCAUUUACGAAUCUCUUUGCUGUAUAAUUGCUCAAAAAAACGGGGUUGGGGGGCGUUUCCCUUGGUUGGUCGCAAGCAGUGUGCUUUUCAGUAGCACAUGCAAGUACAAAUCUAUCUAGACAUUUCAUUUAUUCAUAUACGCAGGACAUGGAGAGCCGCUAGUUGAGCCAGCAUGGACAAUAGUAAUUCAAAAUAAUUUAUCUUUC